Pongo pygmaeus (Bornean orangutan) is the source of this 2784-nucleotide messenger RNA. RefSeq names its product nucleosome assembly protein 1 like 4 (gene NAP1L4). The transcript is spliced from 16 exons. The coding region runs from base 452 to 1612 and encodes 386 amino acids. Gene Ontology annotation, cellular component: nucleus. The record is from RefSeq and is a predicted model, not a curated record. Lineage: Eukaryota; Metazoa; Chordata; Mammalia; Primates; Hominidae. Gene Ontology annotation, biological process: nucleosome assembly.
CGGGGCAGGUAGCGGUGGCCGCGGCGGGGCCUGGGGCCUGGGGCCUGGAGCCCGGGCCUGGGGCGCUGGCGGGAGGCCCCUCCCAACCCUCGGCGCGCCUCGCCCGGCUGCCCGCCUCACUGAAGGUCAGGGCGCUUUGUUCUGCGCCGCGGGCGGCCUUCUGGGCGGCGGCCCCGCGGAGGAGGCGAAGACGGCGAGAGGCGGCGGCCGCUCAAAUCUCCCGCUAGCCCGGCCCGCCCCGCGUGCGGGGGCUGUGGCGGUUACACGGCCGGGCGCGCCGGAGCGUUCAGGCUUCCCGUUUUUAAGGCAUCCACGGUAAAAAGCUGAUAUUACUUAGUUUGAUUCUUCGACCACUAUGGUGAUAGGAAGUAGCUGAUCUCUGCAGGAAACUGCUGUUACCCGGCCUCAGCUGAAUUUUUGUGGGACCUCUUAAGGGGAUAAAAACAUUCAGAUGGCAGAUCACAGUUUUUCAGAUGGGGUUCCUUCAGAUUCCGUGGAAGCUGCUAAAAAUGCAAGUAACACAGAAAAGCUCACAGAUCAGGUGAUGCAGAAUCCUCGAGUUCUGGCAGCUUUACAGGAGCGACUUGACAAUGUCCCUCAUACCCCUUCCAGCUACAUCGAAACUUUACCUAAAGCAGUAAAAAGAAGAAUUAAUGCAUUGAAACAACUUCAGGUGAGAUGUGCUCACAUAGAAGCCAAGUUCUAUGAAGAGGUACAUGACUUGGAAAGAAAGUAUGCAGCACUAUACCAGCCUCUCUUUGACAAGAGAAGAGAAUUUAUCACUGGUGAUGUUGAACCAACAGAUGCGGAAUCGGAAUGGCACAGUGAAAAUGAAGAGGAAGAGAAAUUGGCUGGAGACAUGAAAAAUAAAGUAGUCGUAACAGAAAAAGAAGCAGCAACAGCUGAAGAGCCAAAUCCCAAAGGAAUUCCAGAGUUCUGGUUUACCAUCUUUAGAAACGUAGAUAUGCUAAGUGAAUUAGUCCAGGAAUAUGAUGAACCAAUCUUGAAACACCUGCAGGAUAUUAAAGUGAAAUUUUCUGACCCCGGACAGCCUAUGUCUUUUGUGUUAGAGUUCCACUUUGAACCCAACGACUACUUUUCCAACUCAGUCCUGACAAAAACCUACAAGAUGAAAUCAGAACCAGAUAAGGCUGAUCCCUUUUCCUUUGAAGGUCCUGAGAUUGUGGACUGUGACGGGUGUACUAUUGACUGGAAGAAAGGAAAGAAUGUUACUGUCAAAACCAUCAAGAAAAAGCAGAAGCAUAAGGGUCGAGGCACUGUUAGAACAAUUACGAAACAAGUACCCAAUGAGUCCUUUUUCAACUUCUUCAAUCCAUUGAAAGCAUCCGGGGAUGGAGAAUCACUGGAUGAAGAUUCUGAAUUCACACUAGCCUCUGAUUUUGAAAUUGGACACUUUUUCCGAGAGCGGAUAGUCCCGCGGGCUGUGCUGUACUUCACUGGGGAGGCUAUAGAAGAUGAUGACAAUUUUGAAGAAGGUGAAGAAGGAGAAGAGGAGGAAUUAGAAGGUGACGAGGAGGGAGAAGACGAGGAUGAUGCGGAAAUUAACCCCAAGAAGGAACCCAGCCAGCCGGCGGAAUGCAAGCAGCAGUAGGAAGCGGAGGCGGGUGCCUGGCAGACCGGCUGUCGGGACUCCAGGCCUGUGGGCGGGGCCUCGGUCCUUGCCGCCGCACAACCCCGUGGACAGAGCUGACUCCAUCUAACUCGUUUCCAAGUGCAUGAUUUUCACUUUCACUUUUCCUUUUUCCUUAUUAUUUUGCUUAACUUGUAAAGUGGCAACUGAAAUGCAUUUCAGAAAUAGGAGGUUUCGUCCAGCACCCUCUGCAGCCGUGGUGCCUGUAGCUCUGGACUUGCCUGGGCCUUUCCCUGUGGGGAGGGCCCUGUAGACCACAUCAGGGUGGGGUGGGGGUCACUUGGCAAAAAGGGCCGAGGUCUGGUGAUGUGGUUCCCAGGAUCUAGAACCUCUCCCACCCCUCCUGCAGUUGGACUGAAUUCUUCCCUUUGAUCCGAAGAAACCCACUUGCUGUUUCCAGCCGCUUAAUCUGCUGAGUGUGCAGCCUGCGUCACCUGUUGUAUGCUAAUCAUCUCAGAAGGGCUGUGUAGAGUAGGGCUGUGUUCUCCUUAGGAUGUUGCUUCUUGAUUUUUUUUUUUUAGGGGUGGGUCAGGGUUGUGACACACCAGCCCAGGCGAGAGCUGCUGUAGGUCACCUCAUAUUUAUUUAUCCCUUCUUGCCUGUGGGGACUGCGGCUUUUCGCUGUCGCUCGUCCUUAACAUUUCUGAACCACCUGGGUGACCUGAGCAGGAAGACGUGCCACUUCCUAGCAGGAGCAAGGCCUGUGCGGAAGAAACACUGCUCCCUGCCACCAGGGCUGAAGAUGCGAGCCCGUCCUCAUGACGCAGGCGCCACCCUGCUGCCGGAGCCGGGCUUCGGCAGCCGCCUUCAGUGAGGGACUGGGCUGGGAAGUCCUGCGUUUCAGUUGAGCAUAUGAGCAUCAAGUCCUGCUUUCUCAGUAGCCCCAUUGCUGGGCCCCACCAUUCAUCCUGCCUGAAGGUCCUGGGUUUGGUGUGACCGCUUAGCGGCUGGUGAGUGGGGUUUUCAAGUGGGUGACGGCGCUCUCCGGCAGCCGGGGAUGGCCGUGUCCGCACUGAUCAAGCCUGUGGAGAGUGCUCAGCCUAACCUUAGAACACAUUUGUAACUGAAUACAGUGUUUUCAAUUUGUACAGAAUAGUUAGAAUAUUCUAUUAAAGUUGUGAAACAUUGAGUCA